Eutrema salsugineum is the source of this 1473-nucleotide messenger RNA. RefSeq lists its product as uncharacterized. The coding region runs from base 487 to 1473 and encodes 328 amino acids. The transcript has 2 exons. The record is from RefSeq and is a predicted model, not a curated record. Lineage: Eukaryota; Viridiplantae; Streptophyta; Magnoliopsida; Brassicales; Brassicaceae.
UUAGCCUCCAUUAAACUGAGCUUGAAUCCAUUCUUGCACUGCAUCAUUCAACUCCAAGGUACCAUGGGAAGAACAGAUGAAGCAGGCUCAAGUGUUGCUGCACCAAAGCUGCCAAAGAGAACAAAUGGGAAAGCUUGUGCUUCAGAACCCAAAGGGAAAUCAGUUGCAGCUAAUGUCAAAACAAAGGGGAAGGGCAUUGCAACUAGCUCAAGAGCAAAUGGGAAGUAAAAGAGAGCUGAGAGGAGCUCAAGUGAGGAGUUAAGUGAGGAAGAUGCCAAUGUCGUUUUACCUGCAGCUGAACCACCAAAGAAGAAAAAGGUGGUUAAGAAGCCAAAAGCAAAGCCUCUGACUUACUCUGAGUACUUGAGAAAGCUUAGAGCUGUGAAACAAGAAGAGACUUUCUACCCUGACCUUGAUCUGCUGCAGAGACUUGGGAUUCUCGAUGAGGUCAGGGCUGUUCUUCACACAAUUGGUCUAGGUAACUUGAUGGAGAUGCCACAUCCUUCUUAUAAGGAUGUCACUUGUCAGUUUCUUGCUUCUUUGCAAGUAAACCACCACAAUGAAGAGGGACCGGACAACAUUGCUGCUGGUUUUGGGUCAAUAGAGUUCAAGAUCGGUAAGGACCAGUAUAAGGUAACUUUCAGAGAAAUCAGUGAUGUUUUUGGGUUCCCUGUUGAAGGAAGAAGAUGCCUCAGGAAACUGGCCUACUAUGGAAAUGAUUUGCAACAGUUGUGGUGGGCUUUAGCCGCGGGUUCAUAUGAGGCUGGAGUGAGCAAGGCCGCGGCAAUUAGGAGUCCUGUUUUGAGAAUGGUGCACAAGAUCCUGGCCCACACAUUCUUGGGAAAGAAAGAGUAUUGCACAGUAUAUGAUGCUGAGCUGAUGAUGACUGGUGAGGGGCUUAAACCUUUGAUGCCUUCAUUUAAAAGUGGACAGAUUUUUUGUGGUGGUUCUCGCAAGCCUACAAUGGCGGCUCUGCUUGUCAAGAACUUCAUGGCCAUUAAGAAAUGGGCGCAUAACAACAGAAUGAAGGAGCCAAGUAUGCGCAUUGGAGGCCUGAUCACUCCCAUCUUGAAGCAUAUUGGAGUUGAGCUAAGUGGUGAUAAGAUCGGCUACAGGUUGAUGGAUGCUUAUCAUCUUAAGAAGAUCAACUAUCUUCAUGGCACUGUUGGAGAUUUUUAUGCCUACAACUUCACUCUUGAAGAUAAGAUUACUGCUAGAGUCUUGUUGCCCAAUCCAGUCCUUACCUCACUUGCAGAGAGAAAGAACAUUGCUUUUUAUAUCACCAAGGAUCAGUACUACAACCCAGAGAUUCACCCUCCUGUUCAGCUGAUCAGAAAGCCCAAUGCUGCCAAAAAGCCGCGUGUGAACACACCUGCUGAGGAGCCAAACCAUGUGGUUAUACCGAGCCUGAAUUGCCAAGACCAAUCUAUGGGAGCCGCAGGUAUUGUCUUGAUCCUUAUGAUGGCCCCAUGA